Zingiber officinale is the source of this 1302-nucleotide messenger RNA. Its product is annotated as serine/threonine-protein phosphatase BSL3-like. The record is from RefSeq and is a predicted model, not a curated record. Lineage: Eukaryota; Viridiplantae; Streptophyta; Magnoliopsida; Zingiberales; Zingiberaceae. The transcript is spliced from 9 exons. The coding region runs from base 1 to 1104 and encodes 367 amino acids. Gene Ontology annotation, molecular function: hydrolase activity.
AUGGUUCAUAUUGCUAACCAAAUAGAUACUUCAUACAAGAGCAAGAGCAAUGUUGUUGCUCAUCUUCUGAAACCACGUGGUUGGAAACCCCCUGUACGCAGGCAGUUCUUCUUAGAUUGUAAUGAGAUCUCUGAGCUUUGUGAUAGUGCUGAAAGAAUAUUCACUAGUGAGCCAAUUGUUCUACAAAUUAAAGCUCCUGUCAAAAUCUUUGGUGAUUUACAUGGUCAGUUUGGGGAUCUCAUGCGCUUGUUUGAUGAGUAUGGUGCUCCUUCAACGGCAGGGGACAUUUCUUAUAUUGAUUAUCUAUUUUUGGGUGAUUACGUUGAUCGUGGCCAACAUAGUCUGGAAACUAUUAUUCUUCUCCUUGCAUUGAAGAUUGCAUAUCCACAUAAUAUACAUUUAAUUCGUGGAAACCAUGAGGCAACAUACAUUAAUGCUUUAUUUGGGUUUCGUACCGAGUGCAUUGAGAGAAUGGGAGAACAAGACGGAAUCUGGGCAUGGCACCGUAUUAACAGAUUGUUUAAUUGGUUGCCUUUAGCUGCUUUAAUGGAGAAGAAAGUUAUCUGCAUGCAUGGUGGUAUUGGUCAUUCCAUAAAUCAUGUAGAGCAGAUCGAAAACCUUCAACGACCUAUCACAAUGGAAACUGGCGCAAUAGUUCUUAUGGAUCUGCUAUGGUAUGAUCCAACAGAGAACGACAGUGUUGAGGGGUUAAGACCAAAUGCCAGGGGGCCUGGCUUGGUUACUUUUGGGUUAGUUAUUGAGUUCUGCAAUAAUAAUGACCUCCAGUUGAUAGUAAGGGCACAUGAGUGUGUCAUGGAUGGUUUUGAACGAUUUGCUCAGGGUCAUUUAAUCACUCUUUUCUCUGCAACUAACUAUUGUGGAACAACAAAUAACACGGGGGCAAUUUUGGUUUUGGGACGAGAUCUUGUGGUUGUCCCAAAGCUAAUUCAUCCCUUACCUCCUACCUUCCAUUCUCCUGAAACAUCACUGGAACGUCAUAUUGAGGAUACAUGGAUGCAAGAAAUUAAUGCCAACAGACCAGCCACGCCUACCCGAGGCAGACCUCAAGUGGCAAAUGAUCAAGGUUCUCUAGCCUGGAUAUAGAAAUCAUCCCAAAUAUGGUAUACUAAUUCCCCUCCUGUGAACUGAGAUUCCUGGUGGUUCAGCUGUUGGACCUACUCUUUUGAACAAGAAGCUGGGUUUAUAAACUGGCCAUCAAAAUUUGUAAAGCUCUUAGAUAUUUCAACAUGUAAAGUUGAUUGAAAGUUGCUCACCAAUAGUGUUUUUGUGGUAGUUAUUCUU